UUGUGGAAGUCAUUGAUGAAAUUCUAUGUAUUUUAGCCCGCAAACUUUCUUCAAACAAAAACAGCGCCAUCUAGUAUCGAGUUCUGUAAUUAUCUCUUUGUUUAUGGAUUUGAAGUAAGACCGCCACGCAUGCAAUACAUUAUGACUGGGGAUUCCCCUAUUCGUCGACGCUGAAUAUGAGGCGACGACAAUCACUGUCAAACGUGUUCACUAUUACUCUGACUCUGGUAACGUGACUUCCUGGUAACGUGUUAGGUAGGAAAAGCAGUAAAAAAGUGCAUAUUAAGGGAGCAGAUUUGAAAUAAUAUUUAUACUUAACAAGAAAUAAUUAAAGGUUCAAUGGGGAGACCUAAAGAUUUACGCAUAUGGGAGCACUACCGUACUUUACCAAACAAGUCUGUUUCUUGCAAGCUUUGUAAUAAGGUCUACAAAUUCAGUAAUGCUGCCAAAAUGCUUCAACAUCUUAUCACUUGUCCAAAAUCUCCAGAAACAUUAAAAGACUCUAUGAAACUUAUAAAAGAUAGCUCGUCCAAAACCAAAAUGUCUGGACUGUCAGAGAUAGAGACAAAUGAUUCUUUUAUAAGCCCCUCGUCGUCUGCUAACACUACAAUAAAUGCUGAGUUUCAAGACACCGAUGAUCAUAUAAAAACAGAAUUAGCGAGAGCUAUAUUUGUAACAGGGACGCCAUUAUCGAUGGUGCAACAUCCUUUAUGGAUACAAUUUUUCGAAAAAUUGCAACCAAAAUUUAAAAUACCUUCACGUAAAGCUUUAGCGACAAAAUACUUAGAUAAAAUAUAUAGAGAAAUGCGUUUUGAGUUAAAUGAGGAACUAAAUGCUUGUAGUUACUUACACCUUCAGUGCGAUGGCUGGUCUAAUUUAAGAAAUGAAGGAAUAAUAAACUUUCUUAUAUCAAAACCUCAACCUGCAUACGUUAAAAGUUUGAAUACAGAAAGUAAUCCUCACACUAGUGAAUACCUUAGCCAAGAAGUUGAAAAAGUAAUGAAAGUGUAUGGAGCAAAUAAGUUUCUUGUACUUAUUGGCGAUAACGCUAGAAAUAUACAAAAGGCAUUCGAAUUAACAAAACUCAAAUAUCCAUAUGUUGUUCCUCUCGGUUGCUGUGCACAUAUCCUUAACUUGUUGUGCCAAGAUAUUGUAAAGAUACAAGAAGUAACUGUGUUUAUUAUGCAAGCCAUAAAUAUAAUAAAAACUGUUAAAAGGAGUCAACGAUUAAGUUCCUUGUUGAUAAAAUCAAGGCAGGAUGAAGAUUCUACACAAACACUAAAAUUGCCUUGUGCUACAAGAUGGGGAAGUCAUGUUACUUCGUUAAAAAGUUUGAAAGCAAAUAAGAUAGCUUUGCAAAUAUUAACAGUUAGAGAAGAUGUGGUAAUUUCAAGAGAUAUUAAAGAUUUAAUUCUAAGUGAUGAUUUCUGGACGAAGACAGGGGAAUGUAUAAGUAUUUUGGAACCAGUCACUGAAAGCAUAUUUUACUUAGAGAGCGACCAGAAUCUUUUGCAUCGCACAUACAUUACAUUUAGAGAUGUACAAGCUAAGAUACGUUUUGCAUUAAAUGAGAUUUCGACAUUGAGCGAAGAAAGCAAACAGCAGAUUCUAACAUCAGUAUCUUCAAGAUGCAAUAUGGCAAUGAGGCCAAUACAUUUUGCAGCAUAUAUUCUAGACCCCAGGACUCUAGGAGUCGAACUUACUCAAGAGGAAGAACUUAAGGGUAUGGAGUUUAUCUACAAUUUAAGCCAACACUUAAGUUUGUCAAAUGUAAUGGCAGAUUUGGCGUGUUAUAAAGCUAAAGAAAACUUUUGGGCCAGAGGAUUUGUAUGGAGCUCAUUAGAUAGCAUUGAGCCCCUAAUAUGGUGGAAAGGUAUUUGUGGUUCCACUGAGUUAAGCAAAGUAGCGAUUCGUAUUCUAUCAGCUCCCUGUACUUCGGCAGCCACUGAGCGUUCCUUUAGUAUCCAAGGCUACAUACAUAAUAACAAAAGAAAUCGACUUACAACUGAAAGAACUGAAAAAAUUUCAUUCAUUUGUUAUAACUGGAAUCUUAAACAUAAAGCUGAAUGCGAGGACAUUCAGUUUAAUGAAGAAAAUACCUUAGAAGCUUUCAUUGAGCAAGUAAAUGAACAUAACAGUUUAGACGAAAUAGAGCCUAUCGAACCUAUACAAUUCAUCGCUUGUAAUAACUCUGAAUCUGACAGUGAUUGACUGUAGUUUUACAUUUUACUUUCAUCUCUUUCUUAAUAAACUCAAAAUCAAAUUAAAAGUUUUUUAUUCUGUAGGCUGCAUAAUAAUAUUGUCUAUGUCCAGUAUAGUGGACGUCUUGCGGCUGAGAUGACGAUGAUGAAGUACAAAAUCAUAAACACCCAAAAAUUUGGGUGUUUAUGGGGUUUAAACCCAAUAAACCCAAAACACCCGGUUUUUACCCACCAGACUUUAAACCCACCCAGGUGGAUUGCCCAUC
Galleria mellonella (greater wax moth) is the source of this 2467-nucleotide messenger RNA. RefSeq lists its product as uncharacterized. NCBI's taxonomy places the organism in Eukaryota, Metazoa, Arthropoda, Insecta, Lepidoptera, Pyralidae. Gene Ontology annotation, molecular function: DNA binding; protein dimerization activity. The transcript has 2 exons. The coding region runs from base 340 to 2211 and encodes 623 amino acids. The record is from RefSeq and is a predicted model, not a curated record.